GCGCCCGCUGGGGUAGGCUGCGCGCCGGAUAUAUGUAGCCGGCGGCAGAGCACGCCGCUGCGUGAGGCGCUUCUCGUCCGCCGGGCUCUGUGGUGAAGCGGCGCCUCCGCUCCCGUCCCGCUCUGCCCGCAGUUUUCAGUUGACCAAAGAAAUGGUGAUGGAGAAGCCAAGUCCCCUGCUGGUCGGGCGGGAAUUCGUGAGGCAGUACUACACCCUGCUGAACCAAGCACCUGACUAUUUGCACAGGUUUUAUGGAAAGAACUCCUCCUAUGUCCAUGGUGGCUUGGAUUCCAAUGGAAAACCAGCUGAUGCAGUCUAUGGGCAAUCUGAUAUCCACAAGAAGGUGCUGUCACUAAACUUCAAGGACUGCCACACGAAGAUCCGUCAUGUGGAUGCCCACGCCACCCUCAAUGACGGUGUGGUGGUGCAGGUGAUGGGGGAGCUCUCCAAUAACAUGCAGCCCGUGCGCAGGUUCAUGCAGACCUUCGUGCUCGCGCCCGAGGGCUCUGUUGCAAACAAGUUCUAUGUCCACAACGAUAUCUUCCGCUACCAGGAUGAGGUUUUUGGGGACUCUGAUACUGAGCCUCCAGAGGAAUCAGAGGAGGAAGGGGAGGAACCUGAGGAAAGACAGCAGACACCUGAGGCCGUUCCUGAUGAUAGUGGUGCUUAUUAUGAGCAGACUGUCAGCAAUGACAUUGAGGAACACCUGGAAGAGACAGCUGCAGAGGCAGAGCCUGAGCCAGAGGCAGAACCUGAACAGGAGCCUGAGCCAGAAGUGCAGGAAGAGAAGUCUGAGCCAGUAUUAGAGGAAUCUGCUCCAGAAGAGACUGUGGAAAAGAGUCCUUCUCCAGCUCCUGCUGAUCCAGCUCCUGCAGUGCAAGAGGACUCCAGGACAUUUUCCUGGGCAUCAGUAACCAGCAAGAACCUUCCUCCCAGCGGGGCUGUCCCAGUAUCAGGAAUACCACCUCAUGUUGUGAAAGUACCGGUCUCACAGCCCCGCCCUGAGGCAAAGCCCGAAUCUCAGACCCCCCCUCAGAGACCUCAGAGGGAUCAGCGAGUGAGGGAGCAGCGAACGAGCAUCCCACCACAGCGGGGUCCUAGGCCAAUUCGUGAGGGUGAACAAGGCGAUGUGGAAACCAGGCGGAUUGUGAGAUACCCAGACAGUCAUCAGCUGUUUGUUGGCAACCUUCCUCAUGAUGUGGAUAAAUCUGAACUUAAAGAUUUUUUCCAAAAACUUGGCUUUUCUCUUGCAGGCUAUGGCAAUGUUGUUGAACUCCGCAUCAACAGUGGUGGAAAGCUCCCUAAUUUUGGGUUUGUGGUGUUUGAUGAUCCUGAGCCAGUUCAGAAGAUCCUUAGCAACAGGCCCAUCAUGUUCAGGGGAGAGGUGCGCCUGAACGUGGAGGAGAAGAAAACACGAGCUGCCAGGGAGGGUGAUCGCAGAGACAACAGACCCCGUGGACCUGGAGGCACUCGUGGGGGGCUGGGAGGUGGGAUUCGAGGGCCUCCACGUGGAGGAAUGUCCCAGAAGCCAGGAUUUGGAGCUGGAAGGGGGAUCGGGCAACGCCAGUGAAUUCGUCGUGGAUGUUGACACGGUGGCGCAAACCCUUUUUCCUGCAGAUUUGUGAAUUUCAGCCUUGGGUAUCUUGGAAUGUGGCCCUAGCCUGUUAUAGACUGCUACGUUUGAUACUAUUUUGGCCCCUUUUUGUUGUGUUAUGGUUCUGUGAUUUUUAUUUUUUUUUUCCUAGUCCUUGUCCCAGAUUCCAGCUUUGUGGAACAACGUUUUAGGAAAAGUGGAUUUUAAAAAGAAAAGAACUGAAUUUUCUUGUUCACCUCAAACUUACGGACUGAUUUGUUUUUUUGGUACCAGUGGUUUUUCCUAAAGGAAUGUCUCUUUUCUUUUUUUCUUUUCUUUUUUUUUUUUCCUCCCCUCUUUCUACUGAAUUUGGGUGCAGUCAGCGGAAUAAUAUUUCACGUGCAUGCGUUCAAGAGCCUGUAGGAAAAACAUAGUUCUUGGCAAGUAUUCCAAGGGCAGAAAAGCAAAACUCUUGUUGUUUCUUUGAGGGUCAUACGAACAUCCUCCGGUCUUGGAGACAUUGCCACAUGAAAAAUUGACUUUCACCUUUCUCUCUGUGGCGCUGUAAAAGUGGAAUAAUGGGUCCGUAGAAUCUCUUUUCCUUUUGAUACAUGAUCACAGCAAGGAAUUCGAGCUACUGUUUUACCACUUUGAAAUUUUGGAUUGUGGGAUAGGUUUUAAAUGUCUAGAACUUGACUCUUCAAACACUUUUCCUGAACUUGUGAAAUUUUUUAUUGAAAUAGGGAGUUUUUUUCAUGUUUAGUUUGUAUUUGUAUAAAAAAAAGCAAAAUUGUUGUGCCUUCUAUUUAUCUCUCAUUCCAGUUAUGGCAAAUUGUUUAAAAAAAAAAUAAAAAAGGUCUAGAUUUGCUUUAUCAAGUCAAGAGUAUGUUGGAGUUUUUCCAAGGGGAAGAGGCUCUUCAGUCACUAGGUUUACAAGGUAGAGGUGGUUGUAGCUAAAGUUUUUAAUACCUUCUGUGCAUCACUUUGGCUGCAUUUAAAUUAUUGAAAACAAAUAACUUUAUGGAUGCAGAAGUUAAUAACUUGAAGCUGGGCAGGUCUUGUAACCAUUGCAAAAGUACAAGCAAAGCAGAAAUACUUGUGUCACAUCGUUUACAGUUCCAGAUGCUGUAAGUAAUAGUUAUUUUUGCAGUACUUCAUUCCUUGCUUCAGACCUGAAGUGGAUAAGAAGGAAUUCUUGCCAGAAGUAUGGAAGGUGCUUGUCUGUCCUGGUGUUAAGAUGCUGAACUCUCUCCACCGCCUCUGAAAGAAGAUGAAACUGAAAAUAAAUACAAAACUGGGUAAUUUCAAUCCAAGAGAUCCUGUGAGAUGGUGCUGCACCAAAGCAGUAUUUCUGUAAUGCCAGGUGUUAAACAACUGGAAAAAAGUGGUGGAUUUGUGUCUACACCAGACCUCCAGGUCUCUUGGCAGCACAAGAGAGCUGUGUAGGAAGUUUGCUGAUCUGUCAGGUGUCACUGUUUCCAUGUUUCUUGGUUUGUGACUAUAAUGAGUGUGCAGUGUAUCAUCACCUGUGCUUGCUGUAAGCUCUGGAGCAGAGCUGCCCUGGGUAUUACCUGUCCCCAACAGUCAUGGUUUGCCUUUUCCUUGCCAGACUUACUGGUUGAAACUGGUUGUACUAAAUGUUGCUAGAGUGUUGGUUUGUUUUAUUUUUCUUUGCAUUUGUUACACUGUUUGUCCCUUCCCUCCUUACAACUGUGUCUCAGAUCGGCCUGCUUACCCAUCUGUACCUGGAGAUUUGAUACCUUAGUGAACUGGGCAGAGUGUGAGCUGUGCUGUGCUCUCACAGAAAGCAUUUGGGGAAAUUCUGCUGUUUCCUCUUUUGGUGGUAACUGGUAUUUUUUUAAAAAAACAAAAGCUGUCUGCAUUUUUCCUAUCAGGAAUGCCUGUGAGGUGAAAGUAUGCAAUGGAGAUCUUUCACUGAACCCUGUCCUUAUUGUUUGUGAUGCGUUUUUUGCCCCUGUGUUGGGUUUCUACUGUUCUUGACAUUAAAUCCCAAGACUGCAGUAACAGGUUGCACUUAAGACUUAUCAAAGUGCUUUUAAUAGAAGCUUCUAUAGCUCUUAACCAAAUCUGCAAAAGCAUCCGUAAGCUUGAAACCCCCAUUUCUGUAGUGGGAGCUGGACAGUUCUGUCUGAUUUGAAAGAAGAGUGUCAGUAAAGAAUUUUAAAAGGGU
Molecule: messenger RNA, 3764 nt
Organism: Parus major (Great Tit)
Lineage: Eukaryota; Metazoa; Chordata; Aves; Passeriformes; Paridae
Gene: G3BP1
Product: G3BP stress granule assembly factor 1
Exons: 12
Coding region: 152-1570 (472 amino acids)
Cellular component (GO): cytosol; ribonucleoprotein complex
Molecular function (GO): mRNA binding
Source: RefSeq, a predicted model, not a curated record